ACAUAUAACUAUAUAAUUCUAAGCUCGAUGUAGUAAACAAACAAAACUAACCAAAACAAACAUUCUAGGAUGGCGAGUUCAGAAAUUAUUGAAACAACAGAACAUGAAGAAGACUUAGCAACUUCGUUAUCACACGAUGAGUUACUAGAAGUCACACAAUCAUCCCUAGCGACAUUAUUGAGCAAUGAUUCUCUUCUAAAAGAUCUUCCUAGCGACAUUUUAAUUGAGGAAGUCUUAUCGCAGAUAGCUGUUGAACAUGGCCAGUCAAUCACGAUUUUUGUAUCAAGAGAGACUGAACCAACCUUAAAAGUUAUUAUUCCCCAGAAUGCUUCAGUCAGAGGUCUCAAAAAAACAAUACAGAGGCAUUUUGAAUUGUAUCAAAAGAGGGCAGGUAUCAACACAAAGAUAUCCUGGAAAUAUAUCUGGAAGACUUAUAACCUGACUUUCGACAGCACAGUCUUAGAUGACGACAAUGCCCCCAUACAAAGCUAUGGGGUCAUUAACAAAGUUACACUACAGUUCAAGAAAAGAAAAGGAAACAAAAAAAGAUAAUUUGUAAAAGCAUUUAUUUAUAUAUUCUAUAAUUAUAAGAUAUAAUAUUCAACUUAAAUCCCUUCAUUAUACAUAUAGCUACAUUUUUAUAACAUAAUUUGUUACAUUUUACUUCAAAGUAACAUAAUGGAACUGAACAUAAAAUAAAAUCAUGUACUUUUUCAAAGAAAUGUGGUGAGUUUCACAUACUAUUUGAAUAGAACGAGUACAUAACAUAACAUAAUUAUGGUUAUGCAUUUAAUACAUAUUUGUUCACAUAGUAUUGCAAAAUAACAGUGACUGCGAGCCUAGCCACAAUUUUCUACAUAAUCAAAGAAUAGUAAACUUUCUGCUGCCAUAUUAUUUCACAUGAGCACUACAUUUCUUACUAUACAAUGAUAACAUCUGUAUUACAGAACAAUCCUCAAGCAAGUUUUGUUUCAUAUUAUUUAAACCAGCACUUGAUUCACUUUCUGAAUAAAAGAUCUAACACAAUAUACUCCAUACACAAUAUGCUGAAUCUAAGAGCUGUAGUUUUUUUUCUAAAGCUGUUCAAAGUCGGGCUGCGGCGGCGGUUCCUGCGGCAACGGCUCGAAGUCGCCGAGACUGUAGUGCGGCUCCUCGUGGCGUGGGGUGGCGAGCGGACGGUCGUAUGUGUCCUUGAGUAGCUCUUGAUCAUGCUGGGAAAAUAAGAUAACUGCUUUGUUACUUCUGGCCUACAGGUUCUUAAACUCAAAGUUAUCUUCACAACAACGCCCAAACGGGAUCUGCAUUGACCCCGUGUUUUCUUUAUCUAUAACCUUCAUAUAUGCUGUCAUCUCACAAGUCACAUUCUAUAUUUUCAUAGGAUAGCUAUCAAAGGAAUAUAAUUGCAUAUCGAAGAGAUCUGUACUACUUAACCAGUAAGAGGUACAACCAGUCUUAUAAAGGGGUAUUGAGUUCCCUGGGUACCUGGGUUGAGGAGGUAAGAUAGGCAGUUGCUCCUUAAUCACAUGUAUCCGGUUAAACUAGAAGUUGACCCCAAACAUGAUUGGGAAAAGGCUAGAAAAAUGACCGAGUAUAUUUAUCGAGUGUUAGUUUACCUGAUCGGACUGCAGCACGGAGGGCGGCGCGAGGUCGUCGAGCGAGAGCUGCGUGUUGAGCACAGACGGAGGCGCGUAGUCCGACAUGCCCACCACGCUGUCUACCGGCUGCUGCUGAGAAUAUUAGUUUUAGUUACAAAAUAAUUGGGAAAAAGGCUUGAGAGAUGAUGAUGUUACAACAUAUACUUAUUAUUUUUGCUAGGAACAGCCAAAGUUAAUUGAGGUUGGUCCAAUAUGAUUUCAGCUUUCAUAGCUUUGUAACUCGCCCCCUAUCCCACCGUGGGAUGGAAAACAUCUAAAUUGGUUAAAAAUGUGAUACCAGAAAGGUAAAUAAGGCAAAAACUUGGUUGUUAGUGUUUUUUUAUCAAUCUAUUUAUUGCUCUUUAUGCAGCUGCGGGAAUUAGUUCCCUAGAGACGCGGGGAAUAACUAGAUUGUCAUAGUAUUUUUUUUUUCAACGACAAUCUUGCAAAUUACAAUCAGUGAUCGCCUUCUGUUGAACAUGUACCAUACAUACUAAAAAAUAGCAUUAUUUUUCUUUCCAAAAGGCCUUCUAUUUAACUUACAGUAUCAACAGGUGCCGGGGUAUCUUCAACAGGUUUGACAGCAGUAGCGUCGUCACCAGCCCCGAUGGUGUUGGCGCGGGCGUCCUCUUCCGACGCGUACGCAGACUUGUGGUCACACAUCAGUAGAAUACAUACAUGAAAAUAAAUAUACACAAAUGAUGGCAGCAGGCUUUUCAGAAAAGUUGAAAAUUGGACUUAUAGUUAACAACAGUUUACGCAGUGGGAGCGGUAGGGCGCCGGGCGCGGGGCGUCCUCCAGCGAGUGCGGGCCGGCGCAGUAGCCGCUGUGACGCAGCAUCGCGCGGUAGCAGGAUGUCACGUACGAGCACUUCGUGCAGCGGGUUGUGCCCCUACAAGGAUGAGAGAACACAUGAUAAUAUAUAAAAGAGUGCCUCAAAGAGUGGAGUAAAAGUGCCACAAAUAAAAAGAAAAAGUGUCACAAAGAGUGGAGAAACUGUCCCAUAAAGAGUAGAGAAAACGUCCCACAAAGAGUGGAGAAAAUGUCCCAUAAAGAGUAGAGAAAACGUCCCACAAAGAGUGGAGAAAAUGACCCAAAAAGAGUAGAGAAAACGUCCCAAAAAGAGUGGAAAAAAUGUCCCAUAAAGAGUCGAGAAAACGUCCCACAAAGAGUGGAGAAAAUGUCCCAUAAAGAGUCGAGAAAACGUCCCACAAAGAGUGACGAAAACUUCCCAUAAAGAGUCGAGAAAACGUCGUACAAAGGCUGAAAAAAUCCUGCCACAAAGUGAGAAGAAAAAGUUUCCAGUUAUUACCCUAAUAGCUGUAAAACUAAUCUGUAUUAACCAAAUCUAUACAGUAGUUAAGUACACACUGAGAUUAUCGAAAUUUUAUAAAAUGUGUGAACGCAAAAGACAUCAAUGUGUGGACACAAAAGGACCACCUUUUUCCAGAAAUACAUGUUUGUAAGUACAUGUAUGUAUACUUUUCUUUCUAUCUAUAUACUCACAAGAAAUGCUUGUCCCUCUCUAGCGGCGUGUCGCACUCGCGGCACAGCAUGCCGUCGGGCAGCAGCAGCGUCACGUCCUCGUACGUGUCCGACAGCGUGUGGCUCGCUGAGUCCUUCACCGGGGGACGCGCUUUGUUCUAUGAUAAAUAAACUUAAAAUGUAAUAAUGUAACAAAUAAACUUAAAAUACCUAUCAAUAGAAA
Helicoverpa zea (corn earworm) is the source of this 3342-nucleotide messenger RNA. RefSeq names its product U11/U12 small nuclear ribonucleoprotein 25 kDa protein-like. The transcript has 5 exons. Gene Ontology annotation, biological process: mRNA splicing, via spliceosome. Gene Ontology annotation, cellular component: U12-type spliceosomal complex. The record is from RefSeq and is a predicted model, not a curated record. NCBI's taxonomy places the organism in Eukaryota, Metazoa, Arthropoda, Insecta, Lepidoptera, Noctuidae. Bases 70 to 552 code for a protein of 160 amino acids.